Messenger RNA from Clunio marinus, 498 nucleotides. Lineage: Eukaryota; Metazoa; Arthropoda; Insecta; Diptera; Chironomidae. The record is from the annotation of a GenBank genome assembly.
AUGAAAACUUUAACUUUUGUACUUGUCGCAAUUGUCAUUGCUGUUGAUGCAAGAAAGGUGUGCGUUCCUGUGCCGGAUCAAGACCCAUGUGCUGCAAUAGUAGUGGCUGCAAUGCCCACUUGGAAAGAGGUGGCUCAAAUGCUGGCAAGUCUCAAUACUGAUUGCAGUAAUGAACUAAGUGCUUUGUCAUUUGCAAACGGAGAGGAAUUUGAUACAUUUAAUGCUGAAUUCCACACUAGUCAUCAUUGCAUGACUUCUCAAUUUUCAUAUCAGGAAGAUCUUAUUGCUUCUCUUGCAAGUAUCGUUGGAGCAAGUGUUGAAGAUUAUUCUAAGUACAUCACCCACCAGUCUGACAGAGUAGGAGAUGCAAUUUGCCUUGCUGAAGGUGAUACAAGUACAUUCACCGCGUUCACCAAUGUUGCAGAUGGAUGGAACAACAUCAUUCAAUUAAAAAAAACCAGCAUAGAAAGACGAAUUGAACAUCCCCAUGACCUGUAG